This is a messenger RNA of Hemiscyllium ocellatum (epaulette shark), 3979 nucleotides long. Its product is annotated as RNA-binding protein FXR1-like. The transcript is spliced from 17 exons. Gene Ontology annotation, cellular component: neuronal ribonucleoprotein granule; membrane; dendritic spine. NCBI's taxonomy places the organism in Eukaryota, Metazoa, Chordata, Chondrichthyes, Orectolobiformes, Hemiscylliidae. Bases 118 to 2157 code for a protein of 679 amino acids. The record is from RefSeq and is a predicted model, not a curated record. Gene Ontology annotation, molecular function: translation regulator activity; mRNA 3'-UTR binding; protein homodimerization activity. Gene Ontology annotation, biological process: positive regulation of protein phosphorylation; central nervous system development; regulation of modification of synaptic structure.
CCGGGAGGGUUUUUUUUUCUCGUCCGUCGCUGUCCCGUCGGUGAGGGCUCUCCCUUCCCCCGCCGCCCCCACCCCCCACCCCGAGCCCGGCCGCCCGGCUGGAGGGCGGGCAGCACCAUGGACGGGCUGGCCGUGGAGGUGCGCGGCUCGAAUGGCGCUUUCUACAAGGGAUUUGUCAAAGAUGUUCAUGAUGAUUCCGUCACCAUUGCCUUUGAGAACAACUGGCAACCUGAGCGACAACUUCCAUUCAGUGAUGUGCGUCUACCGCCUCCUGCAGAUUUCAACAAAGAAAUCAGUGAAGGUGAUGAAGUUGAGGUAUACUCCAGAGCGAAUGAACACGAACCCUGUGGAUGGUGGUUGGCAAGUGUGCGGAUGAUGAAAGGAGAUUUUUAUGUGAUAGAAUACGCUGCUUGUGAUGCCACAUAUAACGAAAUUGUCACCAUGGAGCGACUUCGCCCUGUCAAUCCGAACAAGACUGCCACCAAGACCAUGUUCUACAAACACACCAUCCCAGUGCCAGAGGACCUGAAAGAGGCCUGCGCAAAUGAGAAUGCUCACAAGGAUUUCAAAAAGGCUGUUGGAGCCCACUCCAUCGUGUACAACCACAGCACCAGUGAGCUGGUCCUCCUGUCUAUUAAUGAGUCCACUGUGAAACGUGCAGGCUUGCUGAGUGACAUGCACUUCCGCAGUAUUCGCACUAAACUGAUGCUGAUGUCCCGAAACGAGGAGGCAACUAAACAUCUUGAGACCACCAAGCAGCUGGCAGCUGCAUUCCAGGAGGAAUUCCGAGUCCGGGAGGAUCUGAUGGGACUUGCGAUUGGAACACACGGUGCCAAUAUUCAGCAGGCCAGGAAGGUGCCAGGGGUGACAGCAAUUGAAUUGGAUGAGGGCACGUGCACAUUUCGGAUAUAUGGAGAGACACCAGAAGCAGUAAAACAGGCUAGAGGUUACCUGGAAUUCUCUGAGAACUCUGUUCAAGUGCCACGAAGCCUCGUUGGCAAGGUGAUUGGCAAGAAUGGGAAAGUAAUUCAGGAGAUUGUGGAUAAGUCCGGUGUGGUGAGGGUCCGCAUUGAAGGAGACAAUGACAAGAGACUGCCCAGGGAGGAGGGAAUGGUUCCUUUCACAUUCGUUGGCACCAAGGAGAAUCUAGUGAACGCUCAAGUGCUGCUGGAGUAUCACCUGUCCUAUCUGACGGAAGUAGAACAGCUGCGUCUGGAGAGGCUGCAGAUCGAUGAACAACUUCGCCAGAUUGGCAUGGGUUACCGCCCGCUGUCUACCCGCGCUGACAAAGAGCGUGGCUACAUGACGGAUGACAGCACUGCCUCUUCCAUCCACAGCUCACGAUCCUACAGUGGCCGAGGACGAGGGAGGAGAGACAACAACUCCGACUUCUCCAAUGCUUCCGAGACAGAAUCCGAGCGGAGGGAUGAGCUGAGUGACUGGUCGUUGGGUCAGGCGGAUGAGGAUCGGGAUCGCAGGCAGGGAUCGGAUCUGAACCGGAGGAGGCCAGCUGGAGGCCGGGGGCGAGGGGGCCCUCCCUCUGGGAGAGGCCGUGGAGGAGGUCGAGGCGGGACAUCGUCGAUCAGUGCUGUGCUGAAGGAUCCUGACAGUAAUCCCUACAGCCUGCUGGAGAAUGCAGAAACUGAUCAAGCUGGUGACACGGAUGCCAGUGAAUCCCAUGCCAACACCAGCCGGCGCCGCAGAUCACGUAGACGCCGCACCGAUGAUGAUGCCACCAUGAUGGAUGGCGUUGUGGAGUCUGACACUGCGUCUGUCAAUGAGAACGGUGUGGACGAAAGUGAGGGUCGACCUCCCCGAAGGAACAGGAGCAGGCGGCGUCGCAACCGUGGAAACAGACUGGACAGUUCCCUGAGCCGAGACCGGCAGCCAGUUACAGUGGCCGACUACAUUUCUCGUGCGGAGUCGCAGAGCCGACAGUGUGGGUCUCAAAAAGAGCAAUCCGAGGGAACCCCUGAACAACAGCCCAAGGCAAAACAACAGGAGCAGGCGGACCCCAGUGAUGAGCCAAGUGCCGUGCCCAACGGCCCCACCAGUAGUCCGAGUGACAGCGCCACCAAGAGAGCGGGCAGCUCCCAGGAGCGUGGGCGAGCAGGAGCCACCAUCAAGCAGCAGGCUGUGGUGAACGGCGUUUCGUAAAAACGCCACAGCCUCCACCCUUGAAUCUCAGUCCGCUUGCAUCAUGUUUAUUCAAUAGUGCUUGUCAAAGCUUGCCAAAGAUAGGAAAUCUGAAUACUACGUAACUACUACUUACCAAUACCCGACUCGACACAGCACUUGCCCUCCCCUUACCCUCAGCACUGGACAGAGGUUUGAGGGGAGGUGUUCAAACAUAUAUCUGUGUAUCUGUUUUUUGACAUUUAAUUAAAAAGUUCGAGGAAAUAAAAAAAAUACACUUAAAAAAGCAAAAAAAAAACACAAAAAAAACCCAUUUAAUUAAAGAUGUUGUGCCUUCUAACAGUGUAAAAGGAAACUGUGGGAUUUUGUUUUCUGAUGUUUUGAUGGCCCAGGUCAGUGACUGAUAUAUUUAAAUAAAGAGGUUUGGUUAUAGAAGCUGAAGAUGGAUAGAUCAGAACGACUCUAGUAGAGAAUGUGAAGGAAAGAUGUCGGUUACUUAAAAGCUGUAUGUUUCAAAAGAAAACAUUAAAAAUUCUACAGGGAAAAAAAUUGCAAAAAAGGAAACUUGAGUAUGCAACCACUUCUGGUAAGGAGACACUGUAUAAAACGAUGCAGUCUGUAUUACUUGCACUGAUUAGUAAAUCAAAAAAAGAACAAGUAUAACUGGGGGGAGAAAAAUAACUAAAAGCAGAAAUGAUUCAGUCAUUGCUGAUUCGAAUGUAAGGAGAAAACACUGGAAGGGAAGGAGAGGUGGCGAGGAGCAGGAAGGAGGGCUGAGUGAAAAACGAGGAGGUGGCUCCAGAGAUUGUCAGGAAGGUUGGACAAAGCAGCUUCAGUUAAAAGGUUAAUUUAUUUUCACUGUACAGUAUUUAAAAACCGAACUCUCUAUAGCCUUGCAUCACACUAACCCUAACGCCCACAUUUCUUCAGUGCGUGUGUAUGACACUGAGCCCGAGCAGCUGGUUUUGAUAUUUGUUACCUGUUGUGCUGCAGGAGAAUGGCUAGUGCGUGUGAUCAUGAGACUUCAUAAUGGCAAAAAUAAUCUAAGGUUAAUAAUUCUUUUCUUUAAAUUACUUCAUGACCCUAUUUACAAAACGUGCACACCGCUCCUCCCUGAUGGCAGUGGUGAGACUCUGAAGCCACGUGGCUGUUUGAGUUCUGACUGAGCAGUAACUGAAGGCAUUGGCAGUACCAGCCUGGUUUGCUUCAGGGUAGGGAAGGAGACAGGUUAUCACACCGCAGAGGCUGUGAGAGCCUUGUUAAGAAGGGCGCCCCCCACCACCGCUGGGUCCUGCCUGACAGUGAGCUGACCGGAGCAGGAGUCAUUGCAGUAACUGGAGAGCAACAGUCAGCCAGCCACAACUGAGGGCGAUUUAAGAGGAGUGAGCUGCUCAACCACUUGGGGAGUUGGGUGAGGUGCCCGGUGUGAGACUCCCUGCCCUCUGGGUGUGUGCGUAUCUUGGUUGCGAGUUUGCUGCCACGGAUGAAGUAAUUUUGUUUGCGUUGAAAUUUUUACAAAUGAUUUUGCCCACCGUGCAUCUUCAACAGUUUGAAGGGUAUUUGAAACUGCGUUACGGUGUCAAUUUGGAUCUGUAUCGUACACACUGGUUGUUUCACAUGGAAACCUGGAUGGUGCUGCAAAUUGGUUGGCUCCGUGAGUGUAGGAAAGGGUUGGUUUCCUGUCUCUGAACUGUCUUGUGUAUGAGAUCCCAAACUAUGAAUGUUUUUGUCCUUUGUUUUUCUUUUUUUUUUUUAAAAAAUUGUUUCUUUUUGGUUGAUGUGCAAUAUGUUUUCUUUGUAUGCAAGUAGUUCCAAAAUAAAGUUUGAUCUUCCAUCUUCUAAA